UGAAAAUUACGCGUCUGUUCUGAAGAGGGGGGUCGUUCCGCGAUAUUCCGUGUCAUCUUGACAGAUUUUGCUCUCGCGGGGCUCCGGAUUCUGGGCCUGUUUGGUCGAAAAAACAGACAAGUGGCGAGGGCUUUAAAAAAAUCUUGUUUAAAAAAUAGUGGCCGUCAAAGAGGAAGAAGAAGAGCCAGAGCAUCCCCUGGGUUCCGUUCCGGAUCUCGUGUGUGUGUAUGUGCGUGUGUGUGGUCGAGAUUUCUGUUCCGGAUUCUGUGUGCCGCAGAUCUCCACUUGGAUUUUCCCCCACUUCGCAGCACCAGACUGACCCCUCGGCGCGCUCCCAGCGUCGCCGUGCCGCACCGCGACGUCAAAAUUGGGUCCCUUUCGAGAAGGUUCAAUUCUUUCCUUGGCGUUUUAAUUUACUUAAUCCUCCGGCGUGAGAGAGAAAGAGCGAGUGUGUGUGCUGCCAACAACAAUAGCAACAACAAACAACAACUACAUCAGCAACUUCAACAAUAAAAGUAUAACCUGAAAAAAACACACUCACACACACACCUUACACAUCCAACAGGUUUAAAAGUGCUCGUUUUAGAGGGAAGAAGAGAAAAAAGUGCGUGUUCUUCAAAAAAGGAAGAAGUUCGGAAAAGUGAAUAACGGAAAAAAAAGGAAAAGUGUGCUUACGCGCGAUCGUGUGUUGGCGGGAAAAUUCGGUCGUUCUUCUUCGUGUCGAAAGAGCAAUAGCCGGAGCAGGAAAAGCAUUUUCUAAAUUUUUAAUUAAUCAAGUUUAGAGCGCGCCCACGCGUUUUUGUCCUCUCCCCACCCCGCCAAGUGUGCCCGCGUGGAAAACGCCAGAAAAAAAAAACCAACCCAAGAAGGAAAAUAAACAGGAAAAAACUGGCUCUUCAGCAUCAAUCAGCGGCAGCGUCGACCAUAGUCACUCCACAGUCGGCGGCGGUGGCAGCACUGGCAGCGGUAGCAGCAAUGGAGGAAGCUAAGGCUAAGCUCACCGAAAUCAACCUGUCCGACGACCCGGCGGUCACCCUCACCAUCCGGCUCAUCAUGCAGGGCAAGGAAGUCGGAAGCAUAAUUGGCAAAAAAGGAGAAAUCGUCAAACGGUUCCGGGAAGAGUCCGGCGCGAAAAUCAACAUAUCAGACGGAUCCUGUCCGGAGCGGAUCGUCACGGUGUCCGGUUCCAGAAGUGCUAUCUACAAAGCCUUUACACUGAUCACAAAGAAGUUUGAGGAGUGGUGUUCACAGUUCCAAGACAAUACUAAUGCACAGGGUAAAACACAGAUUCCAAUCCGCCUCAUCGUACCCGCUAGUCAGUGUGGUUCGCUGAUCGGUAAGGGUGGCUCCAAGAUCAAGGAGAUCCGCGAGAUCACCGGCUGCUCGAUCCAGGUCGCGAGCGAAAUGUUGCCAAACUCGACGGAACGGGCCGUCACGCUGAGCGGUUCGGCCGACUCGAUCACGCAGUGCAUCUACCACAUAUGCUGCGUGAUGCUGGAGUCACCCCCGAAGGGCGCCACCAUCCCGUACCGGCCGAAGCCCCAGAUGAACGGACCGGUCAUCGUGGCAAACGGCCAGGCGUACACCAUUCAGGGCAACUACGCCGUACCAGCACAAGAGACCUGCACCGUCUUUCCACUAGCCAUUGCCGGUGGCUUGCAUGCGGCGGCCGGCAUCUCAGGUUUAGCCGAUCCAUUACUAAAAGGAACACAUCUGCAAGGAGCGAUACCUCCACAUCAUCUUCAACCGAUGCCUGAUGUGAGUUUGCUAGUUGGUGGACUGGCCAAGAACCCGCUGGCAGGACUGGCCGCGCUCGGGCUCGCCGGUGCCAUUCCGACCAACACGGGUGGACUGAACCCCACAGGUGAGUUGGUUUCUCCCCCGUCUGUCGCCUCGCCCAUAGCCCUGGCCGCGCUGGCCGGCUCCCAGCUGCGGACCAACAACAACCGCAACGCGGCCGUGGCCCAGGCCGCCGCCGCCCAGGUCCAGUCGCAGUCGCACGAGAUGACGGUGCCAAACGACCUGAUCGGGUGCAUCAUCGGCAAGGGCGGCACCAAGAUUGCCGAGAUCCGUCAGAUCUCCGGCGCCAUGAUCCGGAUCUCGAACUGCGAGGAGCGGGACAGCGGCAACACCGACCGGACCAUCACCAUCACCGGCAAUCCGGACUCGGUCGCGCUGGCGCAGUAUCUCAUCAACAUGAGCGUCGAACUGCAGAAAGCGAAUUUGGGCGAUGAAUCGGCGGCAGCAGCGGCCGCGGCCGGCGCCGGAACCGGUUCCGCCGGCAAUGCCCUACUGGUGGCCGGUGGGGCCAACGGGGGCGCCGGUGGUGGUGGGGCCGCCGGCUCUAACGGUGGGUCGGGGGCCGGUUCGGCUGCGGCCGGCAAUCCGCUCGCGUCGGCCAUUCCGUUGGCCCAGCUGCUGUCCAAGCCCGGUGCCCUGAACGCGCUCACCAGCCUGUCCGCACUGGGGGGGCUCACCGAUCUGCUCGGGAACCUGUCGAGUGCGGGCGGUGCGGGUGGCGGCGGCGCGUCCGGAACCGGGCUCGGCGCACUCCAGUCCACCGGCAUCAACCGGCCCAAGACCACCCGGAUGCGGUCACCGAACAACAGCAACAACAGCUCCGGCCUGAACGGCGACAGCACCGGCAAGAAGAGCGAGCGCAAUAAAUUUAAUCCUUAUUAAGGGGGUGGGGGGCGCUCGGCUUCCCCUCGAAACUCCCCCGCGAAACUUCCAAGGAUUGUCGCCGCCGCGUAGAGGUGUUAGGUCACACACACACAAAACGUGUGUAGUUGUAGUUGUAGAGGUGUAUUUGUACGAGCGAGCGAGACAGUGAGAGAAAGAGAGAGCCAAAAGCUAGAGCUAGAGUUAGACGAAGAAGAGAAAGAAGACGAAGACCUCUCGGAGAGGUGCUGCGCCGCGCCACGUGGUCCCAAAUCCAGCCCCGGGAAGAAUGCAGACGCGCGCGCUCGAGAUAAACCCGUUUUUAUUUAUAGCGUUUAGUUCAAUUAAGGCUUAAAAUAGGAUCACGAUCAGCCGUGCGAAGCGACGCUUUUUUUGCUCGUUUUUGGUUAUAUUUCUGGGGUGCCAAACUUGGAUUGUAUUUUGGUAGCGGAUUUUCCAGAUUUUAGAAUUACAUUUUUGUCUUCUUUUUUGCUGCCAUUUAGGGCUAAAAUUAGCGCAAAGUAAUGUUGGGAGAAUUGAACUCGUCGUGGGGAUGUUUUGACGUAGGCAGUGUUGCCAGUUUUUUUUACAUCGUUAGGAAUGGGAAUUAAAGUGUCACUUUGUAGAGAAGAUUGAAUUGUUGAACUUUUUACGAGCUGUCAAAAUGAAGAAUAAAUUACAUUGCAAGAAAUAAGUGUAAUUUUCAUUAUUUAACGAUUGUUUUUGAUAAAAAUGAGAAUACAACAAAAGAUCACCAAAUUAAGUGAAAAUGUGUUGUUUUAAAAAUUGCUUUGAUAAAAAAAAUCGUUAUUAAAGUUUCACUGCCACAAACUGAGUCACAAGCUGGGCUGCUGUGUCGGGUAGCUCCUCCGACUCCGACUUCCAGAGUUGCCAGGGUGCCAGAUAAAUCUGGAAGCGACGGAUUUUUCAAGUAUCCGACAGAACAAAGAUAAUUUGUUUUCUGUAAAAGAUUUUUUGAUUUAAAUUAAGAAGUUUAACAAAAAAAAAUAUUUUUUUCAAAUAAAAAUCGAAAAAAGAAGUAGGGUAUUUUAACCAUUGGUGGACCCCCUAGUAGAGCCGAUGCACAUUUUUCACAAAGUUUCAAUAUUAUAAGCCCUUUUUCAUAACCCUUUGUACAAAACAAUGAAAACUGUAGCCUUUUGAACAAUUUUGGCUAUUUGUUUCAUCAGUUUAUUUGUUUUUGAGCAGAAAAAUAGCCAAUUGAAAAAAAAACAUUUUUUGCCUAUUAUGGACCCCUUUUUCCUAUAGUGGACUCGGGUCCAUAAUCCGAUUGUGGACCCGUUCCACUAUAGGCAAACUGUUAUUUUUAUAACAAAUUUAACCGAUAUUUGAUGUUUUGAUGCAUGGUGUAGGUCUAAUGAUAGAUAUAAUGAAUAAAAGAUGGAUUUUGCUCACUUUUCGUCAUAAACAAAUAUGUUUUGUUAACAAAUGUGGCUUUAAACAACAAAAAAACCUAACAGACAUUUAAAAACAUUUAUUUCCGAAAAAGAUCAGAGAAAACAUUUCAAAAACCACUGUAAACAUAAAAAGUAAUUUUGAUGCACAUUUUGUCAUAUCAAUUACAUAAAUGGUUGAGUGAAACUAAACAAUAGAUUUCUUUAUAGUUGCUGAUAAAACCAUGCCUGUUUAUUGAAAAAAAUUGUUUUGUUCUUGAUUUAUUAUUAUAAAAUAUCAUUUCAAACUGCAAUUAUGAUGCUUCAGUUAAGUACAAUUGACUAUAGUUUUGAUUAAUUAUAUUUUUUUUAUUGCUUCAGCAUUUUUGGUACUUUUAACAUGAAACAGCUAUAUUUAUACUCAUAAUUGAAAAAAAUAUGCAUUUGGGUUGAUAACAACAAGCAUUUAUUGUAUGUUUAAGAAAAACUUUUGCUUAAAUACACAGUUUUCUUUAUUUUUGGAGGUUUAAUUAACAGGGGUCCACUUUUGUAAAAGUUUGGAUUUUCGUUGUCCUAUAUUGGACUUCCCUAAUUUUUGCUCGAAAAUAAGCAGUUCUUCGCUUUAUUCUUGUAAAGUUCCUUAAAAUUACAUUAUUUCGACUUGCUGAAGUUAAAUAAUCAGUCAAAAAAUUAUUGAAUAGUUAAUUCAAUCAUAAAAUAUAAAUGCAGUUUUGUUGUGAAAAUGCUAGUGGCCAUGGCUGAUUUCUGAUGUCAAACUCAAAACACUUAUUUUGGUUAAAAGGACAAUUCAAUAUCAAUCAACAUUGAUAUAAAUGAUGCUGAACAUGUCAAAUAAAAGAUUUGCAGGCAACAACACGCUUGGAAUUGUGAUUUUAUUGAAUUUUUCAUCAAAAACCCUUCAGAGGGUCCACUAUAGGAAAGGGGUCCACUAAUGGGUAACGUACCCUAAUUAUUUAUUAUAUUACAACAUUUUAAGGCCGAAAAAAAACUGUUUGAAUACUACAAACUUUUAAAUUACCUUAUUACCCAAUUAAAUAUUGAUAUAUUUUGUCCGUAUUUUUUUUUUUGCCGGCUCUGACUUCAACUUCGUCUCCACAGCUCGGGUUUAAUUUAAGUAUAAAUUUUAGGAAAAUUUCCUGAAAAUUCGUACCUCACAGGCUAAUAAUAAACAACUAGUUUUAGAGUUGAUUGAAUCUGAUUUCCAUUUUAAACGAAAUCAGAACACCUUUGUUUGUCUGGUUGUUUGGCGUUGAACACUUUUUAUGAGAUAUUUUCAAGGGAAAAGUAUUGAAUUAUUUUUUUCGCUUUUUUUUCACGAGCGACAGAUAUUUUAAAACUGGCAACCCUGUCCAAAGUACUUUUACUGAAGUAAAUAUUAAGGUCGUUUGUUGUGCUAUUUUGUGAAAAUGGGUUUUGCCAGGUAUUUUUUAAAGAUAUUACAGAAAUGUUGGAAAAGAUUCGUCAACACUGUCUUUAGUUAUGAGCACUAUUUGAAGUUUUUUUUUUUUUCAAUUUGUAAUAAUUGUUGUAGAACUGGCAACUUUGCCAAAAAAUAUCGGAACCGGUAAAUUUUAACUGGUAAUUUUUAAAGAAAACAUUAUUGUUGCACUUUAUUGGAAAGGUUUUUUUUUUCAAGUAAUGAGUUUAGAACAUUGAACUUCUAGCAACCCGUUUCUAAUGUUAUCAUCACUCAUGUAAAAUUUAGUGAUCCUUUUUAGAGCGUGACUUGUUGAUUUCUAUAAGAAAAAAAUUAAGUAAUACUUCUUCAAUCGUUGGAAAGGUACUUGCAAGAUAUUUUCAGUUUAAAAUGAAAUUUGUAGAUCUGGCAACUCUGCCAUCAUGCAUCGAUACUCAAUAAAAUUUUACUAAUUUUAGGUCGAAUGUUGUUAUUUAUUAUGAAAAUUAGAAUGUUUUAAAGUGUUGCAUUGGUUUUGAGAGUCCUUUUCGACGAGUUAAGUAACUUUAUGAUUUUAGCAACAUUUCUAGAUUUGAGAGCAUUAAUGAAAUAAACUUAACUUUUACAGACUUAAUUUAGAAAAUUUGAACAAAAGUAUUCCUGAACUGGAAAGUUGCAUAUUAUUAUUUUCAAUGAAAAAAGGAAAUUCAAGAUUUGGAAAACCUGGGCCAAACCUUUCAAAGUUUAAAGAUCUUUCAACUUUAUCUUGAGAUAUCAAUACUUUACUAUAAAGGAAUCGAAGUGUAGUUUUUAGCACUUUGUUUGAUUGAUAUUUAAUGAGCUUUCUAAUGAAUUAUUAUGCUUAAUGUUAUAUUUAGUGUGAUUUAAUCCCUGCCAGAAUUGUGUAAUCAAUAUCCCGUGCUCCUAAUCAGACAUUAAUCCACAUUAGUGCGUGGCUCUCGUGAAAAUCCACCCGGACCCUUUCCAGGUCGUCGUUUGGGGGAGAGAAAACAACACCCCUUUCUAAUCUGGUCGGGGAAUUCGCCCCAAUUCUAAUCCUGUCCAGCAUCGUUCUCUCAUUAAGUUGAUUAACCGUUUUAAUUAUGCCCUUUUCCCCCUUAAUUUUCUCUGGGGUUCCUUUCGGGGGGCGAAGAAGAUUCCUGCGCCAAUUUUCCAACAGCUUUGAUUUCGGACCAAAAGAAGGCAAAAAUCGAUUUCCCGCCGAAUCAUGGUGCAGAGAGCGCAGCUGCUGGGACAGAAAAAAGUUGCUCCACCCUUUUGCUUAGGGUUGGUUGCUGGCGUAAUUCAAUUUCUGGGGGUUAUCGCUUCCUGGGCCAAAGUUACACAUGGCCACAUUUUGCAGUCAUGCUUGGGUCGACCCCCUUCAAAGCACUGUUGGAUAAAAAUGAAAAUAUCGAUUUGUAAAAAAAAUAUUGAAUUCCAUAGAAAUAUUUUGAAAGCAGAAAUAUUUCAAAUUUUUCAAAAUUUCAAAGACUCAUGUCAGAGAAAAAUUUCUAACCGUGCCCUCCACGGUAAGUGUCGGUAAUGUAAUUUUGAAAAGCAAAACAACACAUCCCCUCGCAAACUUGCCACCGUUCUGGCAAGUUUUGGGGGGAUGUCUACCGGGGGGCGGGUAUCAGUUUACCGCUUCGUUGACCAAAUCCCUAAGGGAGAGGACCGCCGUCGCCGACACCCUCUUCACUCUUCAUUACGGCGUGGGACGACCGGUCGCGGGUCGGAAAAUGGCUCCCAGAGGGGACAAAGUGUGAACAUUUUUUAAAUUCCCGAGCUUCCGGAAGUUUGGGGCCUGGUUGGUGAAUCUGAGGAAGGAAGAAGGAACGAGCUUAAAUUGAUUACUCGGUGUUUCCCGUUGAAAUCUGCUUGAAGAUAUCGAUUGGGGAGGUUUUUAAUUCUGAGGUUCAAUAGGAUUGUAGGAAAGAUAUUGUGGUAAUUUAAGUUUUGCAGCUUUUCUUAAAGGUUAGGUUAAAAUAUAACAUUUCAGGUUUGGAUGUUUCAUUUUAAUGUAAUGACAUCCGGAAAAAAAAAUUGCUGCCUAUCGUUUGAUAAGAAUUUUAUUUUUAUGAAUUCUGGCAACCCUGGCAAAAGUUUUGUGAACUUAAGUGAAAUUGAUUAAAUAUUUUUAAAUUAACUGUCAAAUUCUAAUAAAAAUUAAAACCAGAAUCGGAAUAUCAUCAAAAAAAAUUGCUCAAAACGUUUGAAAAUCUGGCAACACUGUUUGAAGUUCUGUGAACUUAAGUUGAAAUGAUUGAAUUUUUACAUUUUGAUGUGAUGGCAUUCGAAAUCUUUUUACUGUUAGACAUUCAAUAAUAAAUGGAAAAUGUUCGCUACAUUUAAAAAUCUGGCAACACUGGCUAAAGUUGUGUACACUAAAAUGAAGUUGAUUGAACAUUCCAGAUUCAAAUGUUAAAUUUUGUUGAAAAUUUGCAUCGGAAUAUUUGUUUCAUCAGGAAAGAUGAUGAAAUGGUUUUGAAAAUCUGGCAACCCUGUCAAAAAUUUGUAAAACUUAGUGAAAAUUAUUGAACUUCUGAUUCGAAUGUUACAGUUUGAUGAAAAUGUCAACCGAAAUAAUUUUAUUUUAUACCUUUCUCAUGAUGCAACCAAUUUGAAGAUUUGGCAACCCUGCCAUGCGAAAUCGAUGCACAAGUGGAAGGUUUCAUCAAUGCUAGAUCUUUUUUGUGCAAACUUUCCCAUAAUAUUCAAUCGAUAAAGAAUUUUAAACCAAAAUUGAAAGCGGAAAACCUUCCGAUCCGCAAAGUAUCAAUCUCUUAAGGUGAUUUUAAUUGCUUUCUCCCCGAAGUGCUGCUCGAGCUACUUUGCCCCUCCCCCACUUGAAAUUUGUUACCCAAAUUGGAAGAUUAACUGACACGGCUUUUCCUUGCGGUGCUCGGAAAGUUCAGCAAACCAUAUCGCAUUUUAAUGAGCAGAGCGGGGGGGAAAGAUAGAACAAAAAGUUUUUGAAUAUCCUCUCCUAAUGGUUUAUGAAUAUGUUGUAUUUUUUUUUACUUCAGUUGGAAAGGGGACACCAAAUGAGGGAAAAAUUAAAUCCGUGUAAACGAGGGACUUUAUGACAGUUUAAUGAUUCAAUUUGGGGUAUUUUUUUCCUUGAAGAGGGACUUAUUGAAUUGAGAUCACCAAAUUUAAACUCAAAUCAAGGUUUUUAUAUUUUCAAAUUAUACAUUGCCUAUCGUUCUCAGACUUACAUUUCAAAACUAGAAAAUUAAGUCAAAUCCGCGAAAAACCUUCAACUUUACUUCCUCCAUCAAAUCGAGUACGAUCCAUCACCAUGCCCCGACUGAUGGAUCGUAACACCUGAUGCCAAAAAUUUCACGUCAAAAGACAUAUUUUAAUGGCUCGUGGCGAAGCAAAAAAUCCCUUCAAAAUAAUGAUGCCCGCCGCGAGAGUUUUGCGCUUUUUGCGAGCUCUCUAAUUCGUAUUGAUGAUGAUGGAUUUUUGAAUGUGCGCCCCCAAGUCAGGCAUUGCAUACAUUCGGGCGCUUCGCGCCAAAGCGCGCCAUCUAGUGAGAAAUUUGGCAUUGUUCAUUUUAAAGCAAAAUUUCACCCAAAAAAAAAGGUGUUUUGCUAAAGUUUGAACGGGAAAAACUUGCUCUUGCGAGAAUUUGUCGAUUCUGUUUGCCUUUUCCGCCCGAAAGUCAAAAACUUUCAAUUUGUUUAGCGAAGUAGGGUGAAGAGAAGGUGGGGGGGCGCAAUGAUUAUUAUUAUUUGCAGUGAUGCGAAUCGAUGGCGGCAAAAUUGCUCCCGGGGGACACUCUCCAAACAGACAGUCGGUGGGCUUCAGUUUGACUUAUUUUUUUGUUGUUGUCAGUUUUGUUUGUUUGCAGAGUCUCUUCCCGCUAUCAGGGGGAAAAAGUUGGGAAAUUCGAUCGUUGACACGUGAGCGGUUUCAGGGGGGAAAUGGAGAACUCGUCAAUUUUCAUCUCAUCGCUGCGUUUUUCAAUUUUUGCUCGAGUCACUGGAAGCUCUGUGUGUGAGAAUUGCUGGAAAUAUGGUGCAGCAGUAGCACUCAUUGCACACGGCUUUUUCGCGAUAUUGAUAUUUAUCAAAUUUCCACGUUUGUGGUUUCCGACGAGUUUUUUUUUCGUAAUUUCUGCGUGCCCUGAUUGUGAUCCGUCAAUUCGUGUUUAUUUGUAAGGUUUGUUCAAAGAGCAAAACAAAAAAAAUCAGCAAAUUGCCAGUAGGUAGAUCGAUAGAUUUUUAAAACAAAGGCAAACAAAUCAUGAUGCUACAAACAAAAAACGACUCGUUUUACUUUUUUUUAAGUUGCGACCAGUACAAAUUUCGUGAAACACGUGCUACCGAUCAACAAGUUUUAAUCGCAAGAAGAAUCGUCCCGACAUCGGAUUUUAACCUUUUUAUUUAGUUUUCCGACAAUUUUACGUUAGGUUACGAUUAGUUUGCGCGAAAAAAUCCACUCCGAGUGUCGUGAGUUUCUUAAAAUCAUGAAUUAAAUUCACAUUUAUUCACAAUUGAGGCGUUACGUUUUUUCAAGAUAUUUUGUUCAUGAUUUCGUUAACAUCAACUUCUGCAGAACAUGUUCUGGCAAAACGAAAUAAAACGUCAUUGAACUUGAACAUGUGAAAUCACUUGACAUAAUUCAUGGUGCCAUGAAACAUGUUCAUGAUUAUUUGAACUUUUAUAAUUCAUAAAUUAAUAUUCAUGAGAACAGUAACACUGCUAUGAAUGCGAAGGCGUUGCACUUUGUAUUUGGUCGAGUUAUCUAAAAUACAGAGAAACAUCUUUUUACGCGGUGGCGUUACGCUUUUUAUUUUUCAAUUUCUUUAAAACCAUUUUUUUGCAGGCUUCAAAAAGCAUUUUGUAGAUCUGAUUAAAACCUACAAAUUGCUUAUUAAAGAUUUUAAAAGUAUUGCGUUGUUCCUCAGAAAUCGACAAAUUAGAAAAACGUAACGCACCGCGUAAAAAGAGGUUUCUCUGUAACAUUAAAGUGGUAUAAUUUCGAAGCCCAAAAAAAUCUGACAUAGCUAAAAAAAAAUUUUUACGCUGGCGUUACGAACCUCUUUUUACUCAGAUGCGUUACGUUUUUUUUUUUUUGGUAAUUUGUCAGUUCCUCUGGAACUACACAACAUGAUUGCAAUCUUAAAAAAACAAUUUGUACAUUUUAUCCAGAUCUUCAAAACGUCUUUUGAAGCUUGCAAAAAUAUUCUAAGGUUUGAAAGAAAUCAACGAAAUUAUAAGCGUAACGCUUCCACGUAAAAAGAGGUUUCUCUGAAUCUCUGAAAUGACACAACCUUUUUACAAUCUAUUUAAAGCAGUUCGUUUGUCUUGUGCAGAUCUACUAAUCCUCAUUUUGAAGCUUUCAAAAUUGUUUUCCUGGAUUCAGAAAAAUCGACGAAAUAAAAAGCGUAACGCCUCCGCACAAAAAGGAACCAAUGAAAAAUCAGCGUAAAAAAGAUAUCAAUCAUAUUACUUUGUUGAUGAUGAAUGUAUGGAAAGCAAAGCGUAACGCCUUCCUAUUAAAAAAAUGUUUUAAUGAUAAUCACAUUUCAGAAAAAAACAGUUUUAACACAAAGGCGUUAUGCUUUAAAUUUCGACGAUUUCUCUGGAACAGCAAUACAUUUAUGCAAGCUUCAAAAAAAACUCGUAGAUCUGAAUAAGAUGUAUAAAUUGUUUCAAAAAGAAAGAAAAAAAUUGCGUCGUUCUCAAGAAAUGUUUCAGUUACAAAACGUAACGUCUCCGCGUUGAAAGUGGUUUUUAUGUUCAGAGAAACCUCUUUUUACGCGGUGGCGUUACGCUUUUUAUUUCUUCGAUUUCUCUAAAACCAUUAAAUAUUUCUGCAAGCUUCAAAAAGCGUUUUGAAGAACUGAACAAAACCUUAAAAUUCCUUUUAAAAGAUUGCAAAAGUGUUGAAUCGUUUAAGAGAAAUCGACGAAUUGGAAAAUCGUAACGCACCGCUUAAAAAGGGGUUUCUCUGUACAAGAUAAGAAUACUAACUGAGAUUUCUAAAAUGGAAAGAAUUAUUCACUUCAUUACAACCUAUUAAAUUUCUUUAUACAGAGAAACCUCUUUUUUACGUGGUGCGUUACGUUUUUCUUAUUUGUCGAUUUCUCUGGAACGACGCAACAUUUUUGCAAUCUUUUGACAGCAAUUUGUAGCUUUUGUUCAGAUCUACAAAUCGCUUCUUGAAGCCUGCAAAAAUAUUGUAUGGUUUAUGAGAAAUCGACGAAACAAAAAGCGUAACGCCACCGUGUAAAAAGAGGUUUCUCUGUACAAUAAAUCCCAUUCAGAUAGACAUGCGUUACGCUUUGUAUACCAUUUUAUAAACUUUUCGAAGUGUAGAUCAGCUUAAUGUUAACUUAUUGCUCCAAAAAGUUUACUAAAUUAUUGUCCCUUAAAUUCCCUUAAAUUGAUGCAGAAUAAAAUAUAACGCCUCAACUAAAAGGGCGAUUUUAGUUUGAAUUUGGUUUUGAAUGUUGACUCACGAUAUCGUGAUUCUUAUUCAAGAAAAGUGCACAGCUUUUUCCACUGCAUUGAUUUGUGUUAUUAAUGAAAUCAUGAAUAUUACUACAUUAUAGCUUUUAUUCACGUUUUUUUAAGCGGAGGCGUUACGCUUUGUAUUUUGUCGUUAUCUCUGUAACUAAAACACAUUUUUGUAAUCUUUUAAAUGCGAUUUGAUGAUUAGUUCAUGACGGACAAAUUGCUUCAACAAGUUUGUAAAAACGUUGCUUUGUCUCAACGAAAUCGCUGAAAUACUAAACGUAACGCUUCCGCGUAAAAAGUGGUUUUGCUGUCAAGAACUUAGCGUGACAUCUAUUCAAGGUUUUAUGAUUUUUACAACUUGAUGAUGUUUAUGUCAUAAUUUUUUUUCGCAUUUUUAUACAAAAUUACGUUACAUUUCGUUUUGACGGGUAAGAUUAUUCUUGAAAUCGUGAAUUCAAUUCACAUUACCGUGAAUUUUGAUUUUGAUCACAUUUUCAAUUAAAAUUACGUUAAAUGUCGUGUUGACAAAAUAAUGAUCUUCCUGAAACCGUGAAAACUUAUCAUGUUACCGUGAAUUUUCGCUGCGUGACACCGUGAAUUGUGUUGCACUUUGAUUCAAUUUUGAAACAUUCACGUCAGUUCGGGUGGAUUUUUUUCCGCGCAUUUUAAGUAAGAAACAUUUUGUGCUUUAAAUGGUUUCUCCAAUGAACGUGUAGGAAUCGAUCGAUUGAUUAGAGCGCCGCCAAAGGCAGUUAGAGCAUGAGAUAGUAGGGCGAGGACAAACGUAGGAGCUAUAAACAUAAAGAAGAGAAGAAAAAAAACAAACAAACUUGCUGACUUACUUAGAGUAAGGUGACUUUAUCGAACCAUGCUGUCAAAUCUUGAUAAACUUUUGUAGUGUUUAGAGUAAAACGGCCAUACAGGCGAGUCCCACCCCCUCAAAUAUGGGGAGGGGCGCGUAGUUGUAAGUUUCAUAAAGUGGAAACAAAACAAACAAAUAAUUACUCUAUAGAUGGUUCACGUCUAGCGUACAUGGAGCAAAUCCUAAUUUAAUCCAAUCCAACUUAAUGUAUUUAAUCACACACACACACCCUAAUCUAACAAAGUGACAAAGGAGUACUUUUUGAAUAAAAACAAACAAACAAUUACACUUGGAUAUGUUCCAAAUCCAAUCAGUGCAUAGUCAGUAAACAUAACCAACAAAAUUCGAUGUUACAAAACCACGUUAAUUGACUGUUAGGAGACCUCCCAAAACAGAAA
This is a messenger RNA of Culex pipiens pallens (northern house mosquito), 13205 nucleotides long. It is a transcript of the gene mub, whose product is annotated as poly(rC)-binding protein 3. Gene Ontology annotation, cellular component: nucleus; cytoplasm. The record is from RefSeq and is a predicted model, not a curated record. The coding region runs from base 976 to 2682 and encodes 568 amino acids. Gene Ontology annotation, molecular function: mRNA binding. Gene Ontology annotation, biological process: regulation of RNA metabolic process; regulation of gene expression. The transcript is spliced from 11 exons. Lineage: Eukaryota; Metazoa; Arthropoda; Insecta; Diptera; Culicidae.